CAAAACGAAAUCAUACCCAGAACCCAACAAAAAUCAUCCACACUAGUAUAUUUUCGUAUACAAAAACAAACAACUAAACAAAAAGGAAUAAUGUCUCUCCUCACAGAAGAGCUGAAAGCCAAAGCUGAUGAAGUGUAUUAUGGUGACAAGAUCUCACAAGAGAAAACAAGGCUUCUUUUAAAAGAAGUGGGGCUUCCAAAUGGGCUUUUGCCACUGAAAGACAUAAUAGAAUGUGGCUACGUGAAGGAGACCGGCUUUGUUUGGAUGAAACAAAAGAAAGCCAUAACCCACAAAUUCGACAAGAUUGGUAAGCAAGUGAGUUAUGCAAAAGAAGUCACUGCCAAUGUGGAGAAGAAUAAAGUCAAGAAUUUGACUGGUGUUAAGGCUAAGGAGGUUUUGAUUUGGCUCACUUUGUCCGAGAUCUAUGUCGACGACCCACCCACCGGAAAUAUUACCUUUAAGAUCCCCACUGGGCUCUCCAGGGCUUACCCGGUCGAUGCGUUUGAGGUGGAGGAGGAGGAGGAGACGGCAAAGGAGAAGAAGGAGGUGAGAGAGGUGAGUAAUGGAGGGAGUGUGGUGGUGAAUGUGAAAGAGGUUUGAGAAUGUUGAUCUUAAUCUGGUUAGAGUUGAAAUUAGUUUUGUGCUAUUUACCCUAAAUGCUUGUGUUAAACCAUUUUAUUGGAAUUGGUGAUAAUGGUCAAGAUCAUAUUUAUAAGUAAUUUUACUAAUAAUUCCUUUCACCAA
This is a messenger RNA of Cucumis melo (muskmelon), 744 nucleotides long. RefSeq lists its product as uncharacterized. The transcript has a single exon. The coding region runs from base 91 to 600 and encodes 169 amino acids. The record is from RefSeq and is a predicted model, not a curated record. Lineage: Eukaryota; Viridiplantae; Streptophyta; Magnoliopsida; Cucurbitales; Cucurbitaceae.